CUGUCAACAAACGACCUGCUGCCCUUUUGUGCAAGAUGCCUCAAAGGAAGAUGCUGCAAACAUCCACAGGAGCCCUGCUUCUUCUCCUCCCCUGGUUUGGUGGCCUGGUCCUUGGGGAGAUCAGCGACGACUUCUCUCAGUGCCUCGACUUCUUCUAUAAUAGAACUCCACCGAGGGGCAUCAAUGCAGCAGGAUACCAGCCAAUAUGCCAACGCUACAAAAACCAGUACCACUUUGCCAGUUUGUAUCACCGUCAACAGCAUGUACCAUUGUACUCUGCGUACAUACUCGGCCCUGCAGAUGGCAAACGACCCAGAAAGACUUGGAUGUAUGAACCACAGUUGGCAUUUUCCCGUGCCAGCCCAGAGAUGCAACAGUUCCAUUACCCCGUGGACCAGAACGUGAUUGAGAGCCAGGCGGUGCUUGAUGACUACAAGAACUCCACGUUCACCAAAGGCCAUCUCAACCCCAGCUUACACCAGAAGACAAAAGAGGGCAGAGAGGCCACCUUCACCCUGACAAACAUUGUCCCUCAGCAGAAAGGCUCCAACUCUGGUCCCUGGAACAAUCUGGAGGAUGACGUGCUGAGAAAAUUCAAGGCCUUCUGCAAUGGGUCUAUGUAUGUGAUCACCGGAGCCAUGCCUUAUGAGUCUGAAUACCAUUGGAUCAAUAAUAGGGUGUCUGUUCCCGAGUACAUGUGGUCUGCCUACUGCUGCCCAUCCUACAGAUCUGACCUUCAUGAGUCUGUGAAGCCCUUUUUCCCCACAUAUGCUGCAGUGGGAAGAAAUGACCGCAACAGUGGAGAGGAGAUUGUGCCGGUUGAUGUCAAGGCGAAGGCCUCGGUGAGGGGUUAUGAUGUGAGGCGGAUGUCUUUAGAGACUCUGGAGGGCAUCCUGACACAAAGGCUUGCCAUGCCCAUCAGUCUGUUUCAUGGGCGGUGUCAGUAG
This is a messenger RNA of Epinephelus fuscoguttatus (brown-marbled grouper), 947 nucleotides long. Its product is annotated as endonuclease domain-containing 1 protein-like. Bases 36 to 947 code for a protein of 303 amino acids. The record is from RefSeq and is a predicted model, not a curated record. The transcript is spliced from 2 exons. Gene Ontology annotation, molecular function: metal ion binding; nucleic acid binding; hydrolase activity. Lineage: Eukaryota; Metazoa; Chordata; Actinopteri; Perciformes; Serranidae.